Messenger RNA from Osmerus eperlanus (European smelt), 3313 nucleotides. RefSeq names its product mitogen-activated protein kinase 4 (gene mapk4). NCBI's taxonomy places the organism in Eukaryota, Metazoa, Chordata, Actinopteri, Osmeriformes, Osmeridae. The record is from RefSeq and is a predicted model, not a curated record. Gene Ontology annotation, molecular function: ATP binding; MAP kinase activity. Gene Ontology annotation, cellular component: cytoplasm; nucleus. Gene Ontology annotation, biological process: intracellular signal transduction; protein phosphorylation.
CCCACACACACACACACACACACACCCUCCCUCCCACAGUGUGCUCUGAUUGGCCAAAGGGGAUUAAAGAGAGCCCCUGAUCUGAGAGGAGCAGAGAGAGGGAGAGAGAGAGGGAGAGAGAGAGGGAGAGAGAGAGGGAGAGAGAGAGUGUCUGCCGCUGUCCCAUGGUGCAUCGGGGCACAUGGCGGGGACGGGGGCCGUAGGAGCGUUCCCGUGGAAACGGUUGCCCCGCGCCCAGGUCGUGGUCUCUGUACAUCGCAGGGUCUGUCUGGUGUCGCCUGGAGACCCAAAGUCUCAGCUCAGAGUGAAACGCUCCAGGGAUGUUGAUCUGUCAGCACAGCUCACUAUCUGAACAUGGUGAAUAUUCAUUUGAUUGAUUACGUUUUAUUGAUAUUUUGGGUCAUCCAGACAUCUUUAUCUGACUUUUCAGAUUUUUUGAAUGAAAGUUCAGGCUAAAAUACAUGUUUAAUCUCAGUCCUCCACACAUGUUUCUCUACCAAAUCAUGUAUGACCCUUUCUGAUUCCAGCAUUUAACGCUCAUGUUUGAUCUCUGUUUGACCCGUGUUCCCUCUCCCAGACCGUCAUGUGACACCGCCCACUCCGGCAGGCAGGCAGGUGAGGAGGGAGGAUGAGCUGGAGAUAGACACACUUAAAGUCCUUCAGCUCAGCCACACCAUCUCUCUCUGCAGGUGACGUCAGUCAGUCACAGGCGCCAGUAGAGUCCAAACAGAGUCCAAACAGAGUCCAAACAGAGUCCAAACAGAGUCCAAACAGAGUCCAAACAGAGUCCAAACAGAGUCCAAACAGAGUCCAAACAACAGAGUAGAGUCCGAUAGAGCGAUGGCCCAUCGUGACCCGCCCGCUUUCCUCCACGGCUUCGACCUGGGCGCCCACUACGUCGACCCCCGACCUCUAGGCUCAGGGGUCACAGGCCUCGUCCUGUCCGUGCUGGACCAGCGGCUCGGCCGACGCGUGGCCGUGAAAAAGCUGGCGAUGCGCGACGCGGUGAGCGUGAAACACGCCCUGCGCGAGGUCAAGAUCACGCGCCGGCUUCGCCACGACAACGUGGUCGCCGUGCUGGAUGUCCUGGGGCCCCGGGGACGGCCCCUCCCCCGUGACCCCGCCCGCCUCAGCGCCGUGUACAUCGUGCAGGAGUGCAUGGAGACGGACCUGGCUCGGGUGCUGGCCCAGGGGGCCCUGCCCGCCGAACACGCCACCCUCCUCUUCUACCAGCUGCUGCGGGGGUUAAAGUUCAUCCACUCCGCCAACGUGCUUCACAGGGACCUAAAGCCGGCCAACAUCUUCCUGGACACGGAGCAGCUGAUGCUGAAGAUAGGAGACUUUGGCCUGGCUCGCAUCGUGGACCCUCACUACUCACACAAGGGCUACCUCUCCGAGGGCCUGGUGACCAAGUGGUACCGCUCCCCUCGCCUCCUGCUGUCUCCUAACAAUUACACCAAGGCCAUCGACAUGUGGGCGGCCGGGUGCAUACUGGCAGAGAUGCUGUCUGGACGCAUGCUCUUCGCAGGGGCUCACGAGCUGGAGCAGAUGCAGCUGAUCGUGGAGACGGUGCCGGUGUUGAGAGAGGAGGACAGGCAGGACCUCAUACAGGUCAUGCCCUCUUACGUCUGCCAAGACUGGGGGGUCAAGAGGUCACUACGAGACCUGCUGCCGGAGGUGGACGACCAGGCCAUUGACUUCCUGGAGCGCAUCUUGACCUUUAACCCCGCGGACCGCUUGACGGCAGAGGCGGCGUUGUCCCACCCCUUCCUGCGGCCCUACUCUUGCCCCGAGGACGAACCCAUGUCACCCCAGCCCUUCCGCAUCGAGGACGAGCUGGACGACAGUCUGGUCACGGACACAGCCAACAGCCAGCCCAGUGGACAGUGGGACAGGUAUGACAGCAGCUUGUCUUCAGACCUGUGCUUGCAGCAGCCUGUACCGUGUCUUUCUGGCCACAGACCCUCCGACCGUGGCGAGGAGGAGGAGGAAGAAGAGGAAGAGGAGGAAGAGAGGGUGCAGCGAGACCCCCGGGCCGACUCCCACACGCUCCUGGAGGAGGCGCAGGUCGACCCCAGGAAGUACUCUCACAGCAGCUCGGCCGAGCGCUUCCUGGAUUACUCCCACUCCUCCCUGGACCGUGCCGGAGGGGGCGGGGCCGAGCUGGAUUGUGGUCAGUCAUGUGACUACAAGGUGGGCUCUCCUUUCUACCUGGACAGGAUGUCCUGGAGGGAGGGCAAGCCUCAGCACUACUCGGAGCCCAAGCUCAUUCUGGACCUGUCGCACUGGAAACGCAACAGCCUGCCUCGCCCCUCCCCGCCUGCAGGGGGCGGCGCUAACGACCCGCCCUCCGGCCACACCGGGGAUCUCUUCAAGGAGAUCUCCCGCUGGGUGGAGAGGACGCAGUCGCGCCUGCACUCCCCCAGCCCCCCCCGGAGCCGUUGUACCACUCCUCCCCCCCGCUCCCCCUCUCCACCCACCGACCUCCCCCCCCUCCUCCUCCGUUUUCCUGCGCUGUUCUCCCGUGCUAGCGCCCCCGCAGGGCCUCGACGAGGAGGAGCAGACCGGCCCUCCUCCCCCACUCACACUCGCUUCCCUUCCUCCUUCCCUCUCUCCCUCCUCCCCUCUGAUAUCUCCUCCUCCCUUCCCUUCUUCUUCUCCUCCUUCUUCCUCCUGUUUCUAGGCGACCUCCCGGCCACUUCCUGCCCAGGGUGAGGAGACGCACUUUGACCUGGAUGUGUUCAUCUCGCGGGCGCUCAAACUGUGCGGGAGUGAGGAGGUGGGGGGAGGCGGGGAGACGUCUAAACGGACCGGCAUUAACGGGGUUCCCCGACAACGCCCCCCGCCCCCCCAGACACCCAACUCCUAAUACCAGCCACUGGAUCGAUAAAGUUUCUUUAAAUGUUUGAUUCAGGCAGAGAGACUUUUUUAGACUUUUGUGGUGAAGUUACCAAACGCUACCUUAACCAAUAGCUUCAACAUCUGUGUGGUAGAAGGUCUGGCAUGAGGAAAUACCCUGACAUGGACAUCACGCCAGGUAAAGCUGCUGCUGUUUGCUACAGUGAAGGAGGACAGAGGUCGUAAGGUUGUGAGGUCAGGGUCGAUGAGUAGACAGGCUUAUGGACCAUUGACCAAAUCACAUCUACGAAACCUUGAGAUUGUUUGUUAUUUCUUCUUCUAAUGAUUGUACGUUUUUAACGCUAUGUAAGAUCAAUAUGAUGUAAGUCUGUCUUGCAUUAGAGGGACUUUACAUUACAAGAACACCAGCAGACCCAAGCACUGAAACAAUAUCACUGAGAGGAGGGGAGAGGAG